Molecule: messenger RNA, 8544 nt
Organism: Cynoglossus semilaevis (tongue sole)
Lineage: Eukaryota; Metazoa; Chordata; Actinopteri; Pleuronectiformes; Cynoglossidae
Gene: kif26ba
Product: kinesin family member 26Ba
Exons: 26
Coding region: 1405-7539 (2044 amino acids)
Biological process (GO): microtubule-based movement
Molecular function (GO): ATP binding; microtubule motor activity; microtubule binding
Source: RefSeq, a predicted model, not a curated record
CUUAGGUAAAAGUAUCUGAUGAGGAGACGACAGAUGAUGUUGAUGACGACUCGUGGAGGGAACGGCCAAAAAAAGAAUGUUUUGCACUGUGUAUGGGAGGGGGAUCGGGAGGGGGGUCCAGGCACCAAACCCCCGAGGAAAGAUCACACCCAGCUGUAUUGUGGCUGAUCCAGCAAGCGAUUAACAGAACCAGCAGAGGGCGCCACGUUCACACAUGUUUACUCCUCCUUCAGCUCAGUGUGCCAGAGUUUGUCAUGAUGGAGAAGGAUGUUUCCGGUUCAUCCUAAUCCUAACUGAUAGAUUACUUUUUCUGAAUCCCAGAAAACUGUUGCCAGAACUUUUAACUAGAACUUUUUUAACUGACUUCUAUUGAACUCCAAAAUUGGCUUCUCCUCUUGGUUCCAAUUCUCUUGAUUGAUGGAUUGAUUGACUGGUGAGUGCAGUGGUCAGAAAUGACAAGACAGAACCAUGUGAGAACCAUGUGAGAACCAUGUUUUUUUUCAGUUCCAGUGGUGACGGGAUCGACCUUUUCAUCACAUUCUCCACCAGUUCCACUCCUGGGUCUUUUUUUUUUUUUUUUUUUUUUUUUUUUUUGCUGUGGACGCCUUCCCUUCCAGAGGGUGGUCAUGGAGCUCUCUCCGACCCUCAUCAUAAGUCGGUUCCAUAGUGUAGCGGUUAGCAAGCCUGCCUUGGAAGCAGAGCGAGGGGUUCGAUUCCCAGAGGAACCACAUGCUUGAAGCGUCUGCUAAAUGAACAAAUGUCAAGUUACUUCAUCCCAGGACAGACGGCAGCUGUGUUUGGUGAGGAGUUGAACUACUGAUGAGCAGACCGACAGACAGAGGCAGAUCUCUGAUUAGGUCUGGUUUGUGGUGGAUAUGUCACAGAGAGGCCCCGCCCUCUUCCAGAUGUGGUCGCACGAACACCCACGCGCACGCACGUACACACUGAGACAGUGCGCAGAGCCGCAGUCAGUCAGCAGUAAGGUGCGGGGACAUUGAUACCAGUGAAGACGUGUCUCUGCAGCAGCAGUGUUUUUCUUCUGCUUGGUCGAACCAGUGGAACCGUUCGGUCACAGACUGAGACCCGGAUGGUGUUGGAUUUCUUCGGUCUCACCUGAGCAGCCGCAGACAAGAGCAGUGAGGACGGAGUUGAUCGACUCCUGUAACAGAACAACGCGGUUUUUUUUGUUUGUUUUUUGUUUUUUGGUUGGUGGUCGGUGAAGAAAUGGAGAUGUGAGCGUUUCCACCUGCGCCACCUUGGAGGAGCGUGAUGCUGGUUUCAGAUGGAGAGGAGGAAACUGCCGGGGGGGCUCUACAGUGAGACGGCCGCUCGUAUUUGGGUGUGAGGCUGCAGCAGCAGAGGUUUUCUCUCCUCUCCUCACCUCCUCCUUCUCCCACCUCCAAAAUGACUUCACUGUCUGGGAACAAGGACAGGUCCGUGAGCAGCCGCAGCAGAAAACAUGGGGUACCUGAACUUUCACCCACCAAGUCUGCCUUCUUCUUUCCUGACACUUGGUACCGAAAGGCCUACGAGGAAACUUCAAGGUCAAAUAUGCGUCCCAACCCAGAGGGCGCUGGUUCUAUGCCGAGCUCCACAGGCACCCCGUCCCCAGGCUCGGGAAUCUCCUCACCGGGAUCCUUCUCUGGGUCACUGGGAACAGUAUCUCCAGGGAUAGAGACAGGAUCCCCCGGUUCUCUGGGUGGCUCUCCGGGUUUCGGCACCGGAUCACCAGCCUCAGGCAGUGGCAGUUCUCCCUGCAGUGACAGAGGAAUGUUGUGUGAGAACUGUAAUGUCCGACUGACAGAGAUGAAAAGACAAGCCCUGAAGCUGCUCCUCCCUGGGCCGUACUCCAGCAAGGAUCCCUCCUUCUCCCUACACCUCCACGACAAGCUCCAGGUGCCCAACAGUUCUCGGCAGGCCUGGAACGAGCGUGACAGCUGCUGUGAUGUGUGCGGUACUCACCUGACUCAGCUGAAACAGGAAGCCGUCUGCAUGGCCCUCCCUCUGGAGCAGUGGGACUUGUCUCCCACUUCCUCCCCCACAACUUUAUUUCAACGAUAUGUAUCACAACCGCCUCCAGGUGUCCAGGAAGUUCAGGGAGGUCCUGAGCCAGUGGACUGUGCUACUACUACUGCCCCCCCCUCACAUCCAACGCUCCACUCAACCCAAAGAGCUUCUGCCAGUCCGAACAAGUCUCCAAAUCCCAGUCCGAGCCACAGACCGUACCACCUAAGCCACAGAAGUCCCUCGGGGGGGCAAACGUCCAGUGGUGUCCCUUCAAACAAGCAACCUCAGAAGGCAGGACACAGACUGGGGUCCAAGCCCAGUUUCCUGGGUCUUGGAGGUGGCGACAGAAGGAACGGGUCUCCCGGUUCAGGGAAAGCAGCUGAUUCUCAACAGCAACCAGUGAGUGGACCACACACCUCCAGCAGUACCAGCGGUCACAGUAGUACUAGUGGUACAGCAGAACCUCUGCAGACCAUUCAGCUGAACAGAACUGAAGGAGGAGUUUCCCUUGAUCCAAACCAGAUCUGUCUGUCCACUUCUGAGGUCUCCAGGGAAGGACAGACGGACACGGCCUCAACCCGCCCCACCACUAACUCUCCGGCCCGCUCCACUUCUCCCUCACACGGCGGUCAGGCUGCGACCACCACGACACAUACGGCCACCUCAGCUGCUGCCUCCUUCUUUGCCAGAGCUGCUCAGAAGCUAAGCUUAGCUUCAAAGAAAAAGAAGCAGAAAGCUGCUCUGGCCACAGCUCCAGUGGCAUCAACACCGUCCUCCUCCAACCCCCCCCUGUUUGCUACAAACUUCAGCUCCGCUCUUGUGCUGACACCCCCGCCAGCUCCGCCCUGCCUUCUCCGUGCAGCCAAUAAAAUAAAAGACACUCCUGGACUUGGAAAGGUUAAAGUGAUGGUGCGUGUGUGUCCGGUGUCACAGCUGGAGGCAGCAGAGUCCAGCUCUUUCCUCAAAGUUGAUCCUAGAAAGAAACAAAUUAUGAUCAUGGACCCAUCAGCCAAUCAAACACAGGCUUCCCAGAAAAGGGCAGGAGCCAAUCAGGUGUCUCCAAAGAUGUUCACAUUUGAUGCUGCAUUUCCUCCUGAUGCUUCACAGGUGGAGGUGUGCGCUGGAACUGUUGCUGAAGUCAUUCAGUCGGUUGUGAACGGAGCUGAUGGCUGUGUCUUCUGCUUCGGACACUCCAAGUUAGGUAAAUCCUACACCAUGAUUGGCCGUGACGACUCUCUCCAGACUCUGGGUGUGAUUCCCUGCGCCAUCUCCUGGUUGUUCAAACUCAUCAAUGAGCGCAGGGAGAAAACUGGAGCUCGUUUCUCUGUUCGAGUCUCUGCGGUGGAGGUGUGGGGAAGAGAUGAGAACCUGAAGGACUUGCUGUCUGAAGUGGCUACAGGCAACAUCCAGGAGGGACAGUCACCAGGGGUGUAUCUGUUCGAGGACCCCAUCUGUGGUAUGCAGCUCCAGAACCAGUCUGAACUGCGAGCUCCGACCCCAGAAAAAGCAGGUUGGUAUCUGGACGCUGCCAUAGCUGCUCGCCACAACAGCCGCCAUCCCGACACAACAGAAGAAGAACACAGGAACUCACACAUGCUCUUCACUCUGCACCUGUACCAGUACCGCAUGGACAAGACGGGCAAAGGAGGAAUGUCUGGAGGUCGCAGUCGCCUCCACCUGCUGGACCUGGGCAGCUGUGACGCCAAAGCCCUUCCUGGAGGUGGGAGGAGCCGGGAGAACUCCUCACACUCUGCCCCUCUCUGCCUGUCUUUAUCUGCCCUGGGAAAUGUGAUCCUGGCCCUGGUCAACGGGAGCAAACACAUCCCAUACAAGGAGAGCAAACUCACCAUGUUGCUCAGGGAGUCUCUGGGUAACAUGAACUGUCGGACCACCAUGAUCGCCCACAUCUCAGCCUCUCCUAAAGACUUCUCUGAGACACUCUCCACGGUCCAGAUCGCUUCUCGAGUUCUGCGCAUGAAAAAGAAAAAGUCUAAAGUCACUGUGCAGUACACCUCCAGCUCCUCUGGAGGAGAGAGCUCGUGUGAGGAGGGCCACAUGCGCCGUCCCACUCAGCUGCGUCCUUUCCAUCACUGUGGCGGCGCCGACUCUGACCUGCUCCUGCUGCUGCCCAGUGACCCUGAUGAGUACUCCAGCAGCGAGCACUCAUGUGAUACCGUGAUCUACGUGGGCUCCAAUGGGGGGGCGGUGUCAGACAGGGAGCUGACAGACAAUGAAGGGCCACCGGAAUUCGUACCCAUUAUUCCCACUCUGCCUCAAAAAGUGUCGGAGCAGCAGGAGCAACAGGAGCAACAGGAGCAGCAGGAGCAGCAGGAGCAGAGGCUGGAGCAGGUGCAGUGCCAGCAGGAGGCUCCUCCUGAGCUGAGCGCUCCUCCUCACCAGGCCCAGCUGGCUCCUGUCCAAGAGGAGGGAGCAGAGUGUCUGAAGUGCAACACAUUUGCAGAGCUGCAGGAGAGACUGGACUGCAUCGACGGCAGUGAGGAGGUAGUAACAUUUCCCUUUGAAGAAGUUCCAGCCGACAGACGGACCAGGAGACAGGAACCGUGUCUGUCGUAUUCUCUGUCUACGUUGACGUCUGUUGUUCCUGCCGCCGCUGCCAUGAUGGACAUUGACACUAAAACAGUUUCUAAAGGUAAGACCAACGAUCCACAGCUGCAGGAAAUCAAGGAGGUGCUGGAGGAGGCGGUUCUGGCCCAGACCAUGCUCCACAGCCUGGCCCAGAUGUCUGGCUCUUCUAUGGUCACCUGCAGCAGUGUGACAGGUCACAGCGGCAGCAGCAGUGUCUUCUACGGUGUCACAGAUCACAGCAGCUGUGAAACUAACACUGAUGCAAAGACUCGUCUGAUGGGAUCGCCACGCCUCGGCAUCGCCAGCCUGUCCAAGACCACGGACUACAGGCCUCCGUCGUCUCCAUCCCAACGAUGUAAAGUGUUCACACAGAAGAGUGUGCUGCAAACAACAACAGCGACCCAGCAGCCUCUGCCUGAUGAUGCCGUGACCUCUGACAGCGGUGUGGCUGCAGACAGCGGCCGUUCCUCCACGGAGUCUCUCUUGUCCAGAAUCUCUCCACUGAGCGCCCACCCACCGGGCCACGACCCCACUCCGUCUCUGUCAGUCAGUCUGGGUUCUGCAGAGACACUCUGUGUCCAUGAUGUGUCAACCUGUGGUUCGCCCAACUCUUCCUCGGUCAGUGGCGUGAGCACAGGCUUAGAAAACACAGGAGACCCAAUAAGAGGGAGUCUGAAGGAGGAGGUGGUGCUGAAGGAGGACAGUCCCAGGAGAACGCCUCUCGCCAUGGUUCAUGCUGGACCACCAAACACUGAAAAACUCAUCCUAAUCCAGAAACAAAUUCUUUUUCCAUCGACUUCAGCUACUGCUCCUGGUGAGCCGAGCUUUGAAAACCCAUGGUUGAAGCGUGGAACGUUGGAGGGUUCUGGAGAGAAGAGGGAUUCUCACAGAGAGGGUGGCAGCACAGGUUCAUCACCAGACGUCCUGAAGAGAGUGGUGGACGGCUGUGAGAUGGUCGCCAUGGUUUCCCAGGGAGAGUCUCUGAAUUUGUACAACCUGGACGUCCACCGCACGGCCAGUCUCCCUCGGGGAUGGCACUGCCUCAACCUUCACGAUGGUUUAGAUAAGAGGAGCGAGUACUGUCAACUCAGCAGUACUUCAUCGACCCCCUCCAGCCCCCGUGCCACUCUGGACCGUCGGGGGUCAACUUUAAGGCAGGGAUUCUUUUCUUACAAGAAGAAUGGCCUUCCACCUGCUCCACCAGUCAGGAAGUCCAGUCUGGAGCAGCAGAGCAGAGCGGCCAGCCCUCCCCAUCACGGAGACGAAGGCGUGACGUCUGGAUGCGUCCAGACAAACGCGGGCAGGCGAGGCUUCAACGUAGACAGCGGUCGACUCUUCAGCGCCAGAUUAGAGCAGCUGGCCAACAGAACUCACUCACUGGGUCGGGUGCAGAGGUCCAACAACAGUUCCUAUCACUACGACUGCUUGUCCCUGGAGAGGGGUGAGAGUCUCAGAGGGGGAGGAGGAGUCAGGGGGGACAGCACCAUGCCUCGAGCAGGCCACAAUCUCUCCCGUGCCGGUUCGCUGUCGUCCUCUGGGGCGAACACACACCACCAGGCGUUCAGGGCCGGCUCUGGUUCGAGCAGUGCUCCUCAGUCACCGGCACACAGCAGCAGUCAGUCCAGGUUGUCAGCGGUCAGUAAGCUGCUGCUGAGCAGCAGUCCAAAAGGACGCAGUCUGUCCACCUCCAGCAGCAAGGCCCCGAGUUUGUCCAACAAGUCUCUGAGUCAGACGGCCGGCCGCAGCUCCAGUGGAAAACUCCAAAGCUCCGCCCACAGUCUGCAGCAGCAGCAGCAGCAGGGUCCAGCUUCAGGGUCCUGGUCCACCCAGUCUCUGAGCCGCCUUCGAGGGGGGAGUCUGGCAGCCAAGCUGCCACUGCGGGCGGUCAACGGCCGUAUCUCAGAGCUCCUCCAGGGGAGUGCAGGCUCACGUUCCAGGAGUCACGCCCAGGGAGGAGGUGCUGAUGCUGGAGAUGAAAAAGUCAUCGGAACGUUAAGUGGAGAUGCAGCAGCAGCAGCAGGAAGCAUCAGCAGUGAGGACAGAGCAGCAGCAGUGGUCCAAACACUGCCCCCCUCCCCCUACAGUAAGAUCACUGCUCCCAGGAAACCACACAGGUGCAGCAGUGGACACGCCAGUGACAACAGCAGUGUACUGAGUGGAGAACUGCCCCCUGCCAUGGGGAAAACUGCCCUGUUCUACCACAGUGGAGGCAGCAGUGGCUACGAGAGCAUGGUGAGAGACAGCAGUGAGAACACAGGGAGCACCUCCUCCACCCAGGACUCCCUCAGUGAGGACAGCACGGCCACCACCUCCUCCAGACGCAGCUCAAAGAACAGCAAGAAGAGCAGGAGCAGCACAGGUCUCCAGCGCCGUCGUCUCAUCCCAGCCCUAACCCUAGACACCUCUUCCUCCUCCUCGUCCUCCUCCUCACCCUCUCAUCGCUCAGCAAAACAAGCCAUCACUUCGUCUUCUUCGUCCUCUUCCUCCAGCCAAGGUGCCUGCUGGGUAGAUGGACCGCUUGGGCUCCAACCCCCACCCACCAGCCUGCGAGUCACCGCUGACACAACAGAGAACUUUGAGAUCAAGGUUUACAAGAUCGAUGAUGUGGAGCGCCUGCAGAGGAGGAGAGACAGACGGGUGAGCAAGGAGGUGGUGCACCAGCCCAGUGCCAGGCUGCGUUUGCUGGAGCAUCGCCAGCAGAGAAUCAGUGACCUGAGGGCCAAGUACCAGUGUCUGAAGAAGGAACUGGAACUAACCAAACAGCACCUGAUGCUGGAGGAGCAGACAUGGACCAGUGAGUUCCAGCUGCAGCAGGUCCAUGAAGUGGACUCUCUGGAGUAUUUGGAAGCCCUGGAAACACUGACGUACAAACUGGAGACAAGAGUCAACUUCUGCAAAGCUCACCUGAUGAUGGUCACCUGCUUUGACGUGUCCUCCAAACACUGAUAGAGAGACAGGAACCGCACUGGUCCUCCUGCAGACUGACUUCAGGUCAGGGCUCGCUCAGAAGUCCACAGCUGUCUGAUCAAAGACACCGAGUUCUGGACCUGAACAAAGAUCAGCCGGGUGUUUACAUUUACUCCACUCCUCAGUUUGUGCAACAUUUUUCAAGUAUUUAAAGCAGAUGAGUGGAUAAAACAAUUCUCAACAACAUUAAACCUCUGGGUCGCUGACCUCAGUCAAGGCCCAGCAACUGCCAGUGUACGAAUCUCCUCCUGUAUUGGAGGGGAGAUUUAGCCAGAACAGUAAAUGAGUUUGUCGCCUAAAACCUUAAGUUAUUAAGACAUUUUAAAAAACCUUAAAUGAAAAACAAAAAUAAAUAUUUUAAACCGAUGGAGGACAAAGAAGUGGAAGUGAGAAACAACCUUCAGCUUCUCACAAACACAGACUGAAGAUCCAUCGACCAUGACGUCAGAGCGAUGACAUCAUCGACAUUGACAUCAGAGCGAUGACGUCCAGCUGAGGAAGAAGAACUCAGUUAAAUAAGUGCCUUGUUAUCUACCAAAAAACGUUCUUUUUUAAAGGUGUACAUACGUGAUCUUGGUGCUAGACUAAAAAAAACUAAAGGUUUUCCUGAAUGUGUUGUUUGCUGUCAGUCAGUGUUUCUCUCCAAACCAGCCAACAGGGGGAGCAGACCAAACUCCAUGUGAUUGUAUUCUUUCGUCAUGUUGUGUCUCCACAGUCGGAAUAAGCAUGUGACCUGUCGUGUAGUACAGUGUGUGGAACGUUCUCUCUUUUCUCACAGGAUUUAAGGCAGAAAUAAAAGACAUUUUUGAUGUUAGCUGAUGCUAACCUGUUCACUCAUGCUAACACUUGUCUUUUUUUAUGUGCUGCCUUUUAACUGUAGCUAUGAAUGUCAGUGUGAAUGGUUGUUAUGUCCUUCAGUAAAAUACAACCACUGUAACACUGUAAGAAAAAAGUUGAAAAGGAAUUUAUUCAAAAGCCUCCUGU